This is a messenger RNA of Aspergillus pseudoviridinutans, 477 nucleotides long. RefSeq lists its product as uncharacterized. The transcript has 2 exons. NCBI's taxonomy places the organism in Eukaryota, Fungi, Ascomycota, Eurotiomycetes, Eurotiales, Aspergillaceae. The record is from RefSeq and is a predicted model, not a curated record. The coding region runs from base 1 to 477 and encodes 158 amino acids.
AUGCACGCCAAAACCCUCGCUGCCGGCCUCGCCGUUGCCGCCCUCUCCUUGAUCCCUUCCUGCCCUGCGCCCCCUCUAGCCGGCAUGAUCAUCGUCAACCUUGCCGCUCCACUCGCCGGUAACCUCAUCUACAUCGGCCUUAAGAGCGGCGGCGUCGGCAGCAGGAAGCGUGACGCCGAGGCCACCAUCGAGGGUUUCGAUGAUCUCGAGAAGCGCCAGUCCUGGCCUGGUGUGCCUGACUACAACAUUAAGAUGUGCCAUGAUGCCAAUGUCGGCCGGACAGUCACUGUUCGGGAGACAUCUGACAACUCUCUUCGUGUUGAGAAUGUGGCCCCGGAGUGCAUGAACCUGGCCACUCUCUUUACUGAACAGGGAACCCCCGUCCCGUGUGGCUCUGCUUGCCUUGACUAUGUCAACUUGAGUGCGGACGAUAAGCAGAAGCUGAUGGAUAUUGUGAACAAUCUCCUUCGAGGCUAA